AUGCAGGCGGGCACGGGAAACGGAUGCCAAUCUACUCUUUGGAUCCUGCAUCGACGACCUCGACUGCGCGUCUACGCUGAGACGAAGCUCACCGCUCUCUGGGCUGAGAACGAUACCACUGGCGUGCGACAACAGAUCGACGACGGCUUCGUCUCCGCGGACACAGCGCCGCUCAUGGCACAGGUCGCGCUCCGUAAUGGUCCCUUCACGUUGACGACUUCUUUCCUUUCAAUCCAACCUACAGACACCAUUCACGAUCAGCAAAAUGUGAGAGGGCAAUUCGAGGGCCGCCUACAGUGGCAGGCACCGCAACGCACACAAUCAUGGGACCUGGGAUCAACCGGCAAAGGCAUCUUGAUCGGCAUGCUCUCAGCUUUCGGUACUGCAGCGCUCGUCACCCUACUUGUAGCCAUCUUCUACUUUCUUCGAUAUACCAGUUCUGGUCGCAUUUUACUGGAUCGCUUCGGUCGCCCGGGAGAGUUCGACGACGAACAACAAUUCUUACGAGAUGAGGAAGAUGCAUUGGCGGACAUGGACGAUUUACAGCGGGCUGAGUAUCAAAGGGCAAAGGCUUUCGUGCAAGCAAAUCCACCCGAGUCGAUACAAACGGACAUUUCAUUAUCUCAAUUUCUAGCAAUACAGGAGAAGGGUGUGUCGGCUUGGGAGUUCGAGCCGGAACUAGAGAUCGCCAAUUGCUUUGUGGAGGCGCGGACAGAGAUCGAGUUCUUUGAUUCAGAGUGCAGUGUGCAAAGCAACUUGCCGAUACCAAAACAAAACGAGGUCUACUAUUGGGAGGCCAAAAUUUAUGAUCAGCCAGAAACGACUACGCUCAGCAUCGGUCUAACGACAAGACCUUAUCCGCUGUUUCGGAUGCCAGGAUUCCACAAAACUUCCGUCGCAUACCUCUCUUCUGGACAACGGCGAUAUAAUCAACCCUUCAAUGCCACCAACUAUGGUCCCCAGUACGUCCAAGGUGACGUGAUCGGUGUAGGCUACCGGCCACGGACGGGCGCGGUCUUCUUCACCAGGAAUGGCAAAAAGCUUGAGGAGGUCGCCCAUGGCUUGAAAACACAGAACUUCUUCCCGACAGUAGGAGCCAAUGGGCCCUGUGUCGUCCAUGUCAAUUUUGGCCAACUUGGUUUCGUGUUCAUCGAGGCGAAUGUGAAGAAAUGGGGACUCGCUCCCAUGACUGGAAGUCUCGCGCCACCCCCACCCUAUGGCAGCGAAGCGGGCAGCAUAUUACUCGAGUCUGGCCGCGACGGUGUCCGAGAAGGAUCAAGUUGGUUUCCAGGUCACUUGCGGACCAACAGCAGUAAUCAGACCAGGUUACAAGGACGGCCGAUGAGAAGUCCCAAUGGCCCAGACCGAUCGCCAACAGAUAUUUCGCUCGCGCAUCUCAACCUUAUGGAUUACAACGAGCCGGUGGAUGAAACCCACGAAAGCAACGAAGCGGGCGAGGGCCGAAGCGAACCUUUCUCGCCACCUCCCAGAGCCAGCAGUCAGCGACAAACUGGAGCGCCGCAAUCGCAAAACGAGGGACCCUCACACGAAUCUGCCGAUCACCCACCUCCUGAUUACGAGAGCCCCCGUGGCAGCGUCGGUGGCACCGAAAGCGACGGGGAUGGUGACGAGGAUCUGACGCCUCGAGCGAGCAGCGGACGGCCGAUUGAGCAACAGCCGCUGUUACGCCGAGAGGGCAGUCCACCCAUCCCCUCCUACGAAGCCGCAACCGGUUCAUCUCGACGAGGUGGCGGUGGCUCAUGACCUCUUGCUCCCCCUCUCUUUCCCUCUUUACUUUGAUACUCACUGACAGCGUGGUGGCUCUACUCGAUUUAUUGGUUUGGCGUCCUCGGGUGUUUUUUUGCCGUAUGAAACCCGUCUCAUGGAGUUCAGCGUUUGGCGUUCGCCCUUUCUUUUUAUCAUCAUUCACUCGCUUCUGCGACCUGGACCCCAUCCAGUCAGCCAGCCAGAUGCUAGCCACAUAAGACUCUGGUCUUUCAAGGCAUCUCUCCUUAUCAAAUAACUGCUGCUCAGCUUGAGUCGGACCCACUCCACUCUGAUUCU
Molecule: messenger RNA, 2064 nt
Organism: Dissoconium aciculare CBS 342.82
Lineage: Eukaryota; Fungi; Ascomycota; Dothideomycetes; Mycosphaerellales; Dissoconiaceae
Product: SPRY-domain-containing protein
Exons: 3
Coding region: 1-1764 (587 amino acids)
Molecular function (GO): protein binding
Source: RefSeq, a predicted model, not a curated record